This is a messenger RNA of Diutina rugosa, 867 nucleotides long. RefSeq names its product bifunctional precorrin-2 dehydrogenase/sirohydrochlorin ferrochelatase (gene MET8). The record is from RefSeq and is a predicted model, not a curated record. Gene Ontology annotation, molecular function: protoporphyrin ferrochelatase activity; precorrin-2 dehydrogenase activity. The transcript has a single exon. Gene Ontology annotation, biological process: siroheme biosynthetic process. The coding region runs from base 1 to 867 and encodes 288 amino acids. Lineage: Eukaryota; Fungi; Ascomycota; Pichiomycetes; Serinales; Debaryomycetaceae.
AUGAGUACGCUUACCGAAGCACCUAAGCCCGCGGGGCUGUUGCUAUUGGCGUUUCAAGUGAAGGGCAAACACUGCCUUGUCAUCGGUGGUGGCAAUGUCGCCCUUUCUCGUGUUGAGCACCUCAUUCGUGCCAAUGCCAAAAUCACCGUGAUUACCGGCGGCGGUAACGUGUGCCAGGAGAUGAAAGACUACGCGGCUAAUGGCAAGAUCCACAAAUUGGUGGAGCGGGAGUUUAAGCUGACUGACUUGACCAUGUACGAGAAUGUCAACAAGUUCAGCGACGUCGACCAAAUCAGCGACGCGGCGUCGUUCGACCUCAUCAAGUCACUGGUGUACAACGAGAUCUUCGCUAUCGUCUGCUGCUGCAUCGACAACUACGCGUUGCUGGAGAAGAUCUACUAUCAGUGCAAGUACUUGCGGCUCCCGGUGAACAUUGCCGACAAGCCGCCGCUCUGUGACUUCUACUUUGGUCUGAUGUACAACCAGGAGAACCUUCAGAUCAUGGUGCUGACCAACGGCAAACUGCCGCGGUUAUCGCGGAUAGUCAAGGACAACAUUGCCAAGGAGUUUGAUGGCAUUGACUUGAAUAAAGCGGUGGAAAACUUGGGCCUUAUCCGGCUGAGGUUGCGUAACUUGAUCCCCAUUGAUGAUGACGAUGUGCUCAACAUCGAUACGCGUAUGAACUGGAUCAAGACGUUGACCGAUUUCUUCACCCUCAAGCAAUGGCUGGAGCUUGAGCUUAUACCUCCCAGCUCGGCGCCUCCCUACGACAACCGUCACAAGUACAUUGACAAUAUCAUCAAAUACUUCCCUGAUUACCCUCCUUCGGACUUUGAGGAGUUUAAGCUGGUGGUGAUCUGCGACUAA